GGGGGGGAAGAGUCCUUCAGAAACACGAGAAGAGUCGCUUUCAGAGGAGCAAGUACCAACAUGCCCAGAUUACGGGACUUCCGAGUAGAUUGUAACAAUAGCUAUAUAAAAGUCGGAAAUUGAUCUUUAGCCACAGAGCUGUCUGGCGGCAAUGCAGCGACGACGCGUUAUCAUCAAGAACGGGCUCUUUAGUGGAAUUUCAGCAGAAACGUUUAAAGUUGAUAGAAACGAAUAAAUGAAGGCGUUUUAUACUAUAUGGGCGCACAGCGGUUACGCGCGUUUGCGUGCAAUGUUCGGUCGAAAACAUCAGUGAACGCUUCGUCGAUUCCGAUUAACGUAUGUUUUUGUUUCACACCAACCUUCAUUCAGAAUGAACCAGUGUAAAGUCAUGAAGGACGGUUAUCUGGAGAAGAGGAGUAAUGGACUUCUGCAGCUGUGGAAGAAGAAGCGUUGCGUUCUGUCAGAGGACGGACUCCGGCUGUACGACUGUAAAGGCGAGAGCAGCAAAGAGAUGCGCUUCGAGCAGAUGACCACGCUGGACUGUGUGGAGUAUAAACGGGGUCUGGUGUACUUCACCAUUGUGAUGAACGGCGGGAAAGAGAUUGACUUCAGGUGCCAGCAGGAGGGAACGGCGUGGAACGCGGAGAUCGCGCUCGCGCUGGUGCGCUUCAAAAACCGCGUCGCCGUUCAGACCGGCAGGAACAGACAUUUGUCACAUCUGGGCAGCUGCGGGGAGGGAGACGUCGAGCUUUGAGGUUCACUGCUCACUAAUGCAGUGUGAAUAUUGUAUCACCCAGAUUUCUCAGCCCAAACACAGCACUGGAUCCAAAAGAGAGAGAGAAAAGAAAAUGAAGGCCCAGUGUUAAGGAAACACCGGAUGAAAGGCUUACUCUCCUAACUUGGAGAACUUGAAAACUCAUAUAUCUUUUCUUUUGUACUUCUACCAUUUUUCAUAGUGACACCGUUUGGCGUACACACCGACACCGUGGAUGGAUUUGUACAUGUCGGUGUUACGCCAUAGAUGUUUUGUACAGUUUUAAUGCACUUUUAUUGCAUAAGUCAACCCAAUGAACUGCUCUUCACCACAAUUCAAGGCUAAUUUCACUCCUCACAACGCCAGAGUGGAUUUUGGUAUCGAUUUUACACUUUUAAGAGACAUUUUUACCUCACUUGAAAUGGAGGACUCACGCUCAGUAUUAUAACUGAAAGCUGCUUUAAGAGACAUUAACCAUAGAUGAAGUAUGACUCACAGCUGCACUCUUUAACAUUUCAUAAGUAUUUGAACAAACAAUCUGGAUUCGUUCCCUUGUAAAGGUUCUUCAAUCGCACGGAAAGCACAGCAGAUUGCUGUUCCUUGGAAUGUAUCCUGACUGCAUGGAAAAUUUGAUGGAUGUGUUUUUAUUUUGGUAUCCGUUGGGCAAUGCUGUUAUUACUGCAAUUUUCUCUGCAUUCUGCCUGAGCGGUUGCCAAAGCUAAAAACUAGUCAUCUCUGUGAUGGUUAAAAAAGAUUAAACAGGAAAUGUGUUUGGUUUUUUCUCUCACAAAUCUCAUUAUGUCAUUAGGUACACAUUGUCCAAAUAAAUAAAUGAUGAUUUUGUGGCA
Messenger RNA from Megalobrama amblycephala (Wuchang bream), 1602 nucleotides. It is a transcript of the gene phlda3, whose product is annotated as pleckstrin homology-like domain, family A, member 3. Gene Ontology annotation, biological process: positive regulation of apoptotic process. The transcript has 2 exons. The coding region runs from base 371 to 754 and encodes 127 amino acids. Gene Ontology annotation, molecular function: phosphatidylinositol phosphate binding. The record is from RefSeq and is a predicted model, not a curated record. NCBI's taxonomy places the organism in Eukaryota, Metazoa, Chordata, Actinopteri, Cypriniformes, Xenocyprididae.